AUGCAAACAACAAAUGGCAUUUCUAUAUUGUAAAUUAAAAAUACCCAAGUAUCAGUUUGCAAUAAUAAAAAAAAGGAAGAAUUGAUAUAAUUUGAUUAAUUUGAUGAGGAUUUGAUACCAAAAAGUAAACUAUUCUCUCCCAUGAACGUAAAUUUAAAUCUAAAAUGUGUUGAAACUUUUGGGAAUAAUAAAAUUUAUGAUAUCAAUGAAACAAGAACAAAUGAUUAGUAAAAUAAAUCGGAUUCAUUACUUGAUACACUGAAUUCAAAGUAAAAAAUAGAAACUUCUCUAUAACAAGUUAACGUAAUGACUGAGAGAUUAAAUAAUCAAAAUUUAAUAUUCUAUGCUCCUCAAUAUAUACCUGAUAUUCAAUAAUUCUUAACUUCCCCUAUUCCUAUUGGUAUCAUUAUAAUACUUAUUUGUUAUUAGGUAAGAUAAUAUAAUGUACUUUCAUAAAAAAUAAAAAGGGAUUUUGCUAUUUCUAUCCUAAAUUUGAAUUAUUCUUCUCAGAAAGUUUAAAAUUUCUCUGUGCUGGAAAGAGACAAACUACAAAGAGAAAAUCAAAUUAUAUAAUUUCUAGUGAUGUAGACAUAUUUAAUUCUAACAACAAAUCAGUAUGUUUAGGUAAUUUGAAAUAUGGAACAGCAGAGAACUAAUUUAAUUUAUAUGAUAAUGGAAAUGAUCCUAAUAAAACUAAUCAAUUAGAAACAACAAGAAAAGAAUAUGCAGUCUAUUCAUAUAAAAAAUCAAGUUUAGGUGUUAAAUCAAUUAAUGUUUUAAUUCCUUCAAUUAUAAAUGGAUAACAAUAAGAUUUUAAACCUAUUUCUUAAAAUGAAGGUAUCUAAAAAGCAUUUACUUAAUAAAAGAAUGAAAAUGUUAUGUAAUUAAUUUCAAAACCUCCUACUUUUAGUGAAGAAAAGAAUGCAUAUUAAUUAAAAUUCACAUAAAGAGUACGAUCUGCUUCAAAUAAAAAUUUUAUUCUCAUAUCAAAUAAUUAAGAGAAUGAUCAAGAAUUUUUAAUGUAAUUUGGCAAAUGUGGUGAAUACUAUUAUAAUUUAGAUAUUUGUCAUCCGCUUUCAAUAUUACAAGCAUUUGCACUAUGUAUCACUUAAUUUGAAGUUAAGUUAAAAUGA
Molecule: messenger RNA, 1133 nt
Organism: Paramecium pentaurelia
Lineage: Eukaryota; Ciliophora; Oligohymenophorea; Peniculida; Parameciidae
Source: the annotation of a GenBank genome assembly